UCCUCUUUCCCUUUCAUUCUUUCAUGAUUGUCAUUUCUCAAAAACAUGGUGGCAUUUCAGUGAAAAGGGUGUACAUUUCGACUAGUCAUUAAAAUUUAAGAAAGCUUAUUUAGCAAGAGUGUUUGAUACAAAUUGUAAACACCGAAUUAAUAAGCUUCAUACGAAAUUAAGGAUGACGUCUGAAGAGUCCCAGAUUUCUGAAGAACUGAAGGGAUGUUACGAGAAUCUUAUUGUUAUCGAUAUUGGUGCAAACUUGACGAACAAGAAAUACGGCCGUGAUCUGGAUUCUGUUAUUCAAAGGGCAAAAGACGCAGGAGUCCAAAAGAUAAUGGUCACGGGAACAUCAGUUAGGAGCAGUAAAGAAGCACUCAGGCUCACUCGACUCUACCCGAGCACUAUAUAUUCUACAGCAGGUGUACACCCACAUGAUGCAAAAUCAAUGGUAGAGGAGGAAUUGUGGGCUGAGUUACAGGCCACGGCUACGGCACCUGAGUGUGUAGCGAUAGGAGAGUGCGGACUCAACUAUAGUAAGGACUUUUCUGAACCGAAGGUGCAGAGGGAAGUUUUUAAACGGCAGGUUGAAAUCGCGUGCGAAUUACAAAAACCGCUAUUCGUACACGAGAAAGAGGCACAAGACGAUCUAAUAACGAUUUUAGACGAAUUCGGGAACAAAUUACCGCCCGUCGUCAUACACUCGUUCACGGGAAGUGUUGAACAGGGAAUCAAAUAUAUAGAAAGAGGCUUCUAUAUUGGUAUAACAGGGUAUAUUUGCAAGGAUAAGUCUGAUGGUGGUAUUAGAAGACUUCUGUCGGAGAGAAUUCUACCUCUGGACAAGUUGUUGGUGGAGACCGAUUCGCCCUUCAUGUAUCCCAACAUGCGUGCGUCGAAACUGCCGUUGCACGUCAAGGAUUCACUUACGGAGAGAUCCCAGAACUUUGUGAAUCGUUAUUGCACCUUCCAACGUAAUGAACCAUGUGCCUUACCCGCUAUAGUUGAACUCGUAGCUGGCUUCAGAGCUGAGAAGCCGGAGGACGUAGCGCUUGCCACUGCAUUCAAUGCGCUCAAGAUCUUCGGGCUUAGCCAGUAAGUAACAGUUGAGGGUAGUUUUAAAAUUCAUUCAUAAAUUUAUUUUUGAGGGUAGAUUGAGACAAAUUGAAUGCAAAACUUUUACCUUGGGUAUAAACUUUUACAAUUUACUUAACGUCGAUGUUAUACAUUUUACAAAGCAAAAGUUAAGUAAAAACAAAAAAACGUGUGUACUUAUGUAUAGAAGCGUUAGAAGUUAUACUUCUUUGGUGUAACAAGAUUAAAAUCUUUUCAUAUUUAAUCAUUCGCAUUAUUCUACGUUUGUAGAAAUAACGACCCUAACAAUAGAAUACACUAAAAUGUUGUUAACUUCAGGGUGUCGGUUUUUUGUGACGGUGUGCGUGCGCAUCGUGAAAAAUUACUUUCAUCAUUUUUUCUAACGCGCCAAAAGUAUAACUUCAAAAAAAAAUCACAUACUAAGUUUUGUUGGGCGUGAGGUCCCUAAAUCCAUUCUAUUUCAACGAAAUAAAAUGCUGUUUUAGUAUGAGAUGGAAGUUAUGUUGGAAAUCUAUUUAUGAAUGAAUUCGUCUUUGAAAUUGAAAUGUCUCGAUUGUCGACUUUAUUAUAUUAAUGAAUUAUUACUCAUGAAAUAAGAUAUACAAAUGAAAAUAUUUAUACAGUAUACAUGUUAUUUAAGAAAUUGAUAUUACUGAUUUUACAAUUCUGUGACUACACCGUUUUGAUAUUUAAAAAAUGUUACCUAUGUGUAGAUAAUGAUUUAUUUUGAAAAGAGUAAUAUAGUUUUAUGACAAUAAUUGAAAUGCGGGAAAAACUCUUUUCAAAGAUGUGAUCGUUAUUUGAAAUGGCAGCUAAUUUUCCCCAUUCGAUAUGGCAUUAUGAGGCUAAUUACUAACAGUUAAUUAAUCUUGCCACAAAAUAAAGACUAGACAAGAGAAAGCCUCUCUAUACUCUAUGUUCAUAAAAUAGGUUAGGAUUUACUGACAAAUUGUUUUGCUUAAAUACGUUUAGGUAUACCUGAACGCUUUAAAUGCCAUGAACUGCAUAAUAUUAGGCAGAAUUUUUGUUUAUAGCAAUAAGCUUUUGUUUUGUAUUGUCUAUGGUGCACUUGCUUGUAUUUACGAAUAUAGUGGCGACAAUAAGCACAGUGAUCUCAUUUUAACCGAUGUCAAGUGUCAUCAUAGCUUUGGCCGACUUGUAAAUGAUUUAUUUAAGCUAUUUAACCUGUGGUGACAUUUGACAUGUUUUGACAGAUAAUGCUAGAUAUUGUGUGACUUUUACGCUAUGGUAAUAAUAGCUAAUAAUUAUUAUUAUAGUGUAUGCCCCGUUUUUGGGAUAUCUGUGCGAAUGCUAUUUAUCCCAUUUAUUUGAAAUAUUUAAACAGAUAUGCCAAAAAUACUGCCACUUAUUCGCACGGUGUUAUUUCGCUCUGGCCAGAGUAUUCCUAUUCGAAUUUUAUUUUGUUUAUCGAAUAUUGUAAAUAGAUAUUAAUGUUGUUUAAUGCUGGUAGUCACAACGAAAUCAAAGACUGCGAGAAUUAUGUGGAUUUUAGUUUUGUUGGACUACGGAGGGUAGUCGAGUAUUGUUGAUUCCUUAUUUUUUUAUCACUGAGUCUAAGGGGUUAUUUAUUGUACUGAAUUGUAAUUGUAUACAUAAUAUUGUAGUUUAAGAUCCCUCGGACAAAUGUAAUGUAGUGCCUUCGACAUAACGUCCUUUUGUGAUACAAUAUUUUUUCAUAGAUUGUACAGAUUAUUUCUUGCAAUAAAAGAUUCAAAAAUAA
Molecule: messenger RNA, 2824 nt
Organism: Pieris rapae (cabbage white)
Lineage: Eukaryota; Metazoa; Arthropoda; Insecta; Lepidoptera; Pieridae
Product: 3'-5' ssDNA/RNA exonuclease TatD
Exons: 6
Coding region: 173-1087 (304 amino acids)
Cellular component (GO): cytosol
Molecular function (GO): single-stranded DNA 3'-5' DNA exonuclease activity
Source: RefSeq, a predicted model, not a curated record